CCCUGUCCGGCUGCUCCUUCCAACUCGCACGCACCCACCACCCGCACCACCCAACCCAGGCCAGACACGAGCGAGCAAGCGGCAGCACGAUCCGCGAUCCCGUUCCAUCGUCCAUGGAGGCGGAGGCGUUCCCGAUACGGUUCACGCGGGGCGUGCGCGCCUACUGGCGCCGGCGCAAGUACCACCGCCUGGAGGCCGCGGACGGCGGCAAGGCCACGCGGCAGCUGGGCGCGGCACGGCGCGGCGGCGGGUGGGGCGCCGUGCGGCGGCUGCGCGUGCGCGUGCGCGUGGCCCUGGCCGCGCCGCGGCGCGUGCUGGCGCGGGCGCGGGACGCGUCCGUGGGCGCCAUGCUGGCGCUGGCCCGGCGGGCGUCCGCGCUCGCGCUGCCCGGCGGCGCCGACGGGCUCUGGGCCAGGCGCCGGAAGCAGCUGCCGGCGCCGCGGGGCGACGGCGCGCCCACCGAGUUCGAGCAGCGGCUCAUCCUCGAGAUCUACAAGUCCAUCGUCGCGUCCAAGGAGCUCACCACCAUGCUCCACUCCUCCGCCGCGCACCUGCCGCCGCGGGCGGCCGCCGCGCCGCCGAUGCCCGCCAAGCACCUGCUCGACAUGUGAUGCGAUGCUCGCCGGAGAAAGGCAUGCACGCGCUGCUGGCCCGAUCCGAAGCUGAUCUGUGUACGCUCUUCCCCUUAGCUCGUAGCGACAGUGAGAAUCUGAAGUUUAGUGAGCGCCGUUAGUUAUGAUGUGCGUCCAGUAACAACCGUCCUUGCCCUGUGAAUUCGAGACAGAAUUUAGAGCCGUCCCCUGCUUCCUCUUUGGGUGCAUGCGAGCAAAGCAAGCCGCCCUGCUGCGAAAGAGGCAGCGUGCAAAGUGUAAAUUCUAAGGAAAAUCCGCAGAGCAAAUCCGUGGCUUGGUUUUGUAUGUAUGAUUCAUCAGAGAUUAUUCAGCAUUGUUUUUUUUAAAAAAGAAAAAAAUUAUUCAGCAACUACCA
This is a messenger RNA of Panicum virgatum (switchgrass), 987 nucleotides long. RefSeq lists its product as uncharacterized. Bases 114 to 611 code for a protein of 165 amino acids. The record is from RefSeq and is a predicted model, not a curated record. The transcript has a single exon. NCBI's taxonomy places the organism in Eukaryota, Viridiplantae, Streptophyta, Magnoliopsida, Poales, Poaceae.